GAUUUUUUACACUCAUUAGUUUAAGUAUGAGGUUCUGCUCCCGGAGGGUCUCGACAUGGCGGCCAUCUAUGGCCUCGCCGUCGUCAUCUUCCGGUGGAAGCGGACGCCGAUGAUUUCAAAUCUUUCUUUGAUGAGCCACUUGAAAAAGUGGUGAUGAAUCAUUUAAAAUAAUCUUCUCCAUGGCCAUCACAACUACCAACUCUGUCUUCCUCGCUUUCACAUGGAUUCCUUUUCUUUUAUAUAUGUAUAUAUAUAAGGUUUCACUCUCUUCUUCUUCUUCUUCUUCUCCUUCUUCUUGGGAGACUAUGAUGAUUCUUAAGAAGUCAAUAGACCAGACGUUGGUUGUGGUAAAUACUCUCUUACAUGGCGGGGCUUUAACAGCAGCCAUGGCGGAAGAGUUUUUAUCCUUUAAUCUGUCUGAGAAAAGGCGAAUCUGAGUCCUCCUCUGUGACAUGCAAAGUUUUUUUUUAUUUCAUAUAAAAAAAGUAAAUUUUUAUUAGCUACUGUUAAAGCUUUGAUUCAUCAUCUUUGUAUUAUUGAACUAGUCAAAUGAUUUUUGUCAUCUCAUCUUUGGUUACAACUUACACAACACAAAGAAAAUGGACAAAGCUUGCAUAUGUGUUGUUUUGCCUAAUAGUGUGUUCUUUCUACAUCUACCAUAGAAAAUGUGCGUAUGCAUGUGGUUUAGAUCAGUGUUGCCAACUAAGGAUUUCGGAUUAUAACCGUAGACAGGAAAGAAUGAACUUCAUCAUCUUUUUAUAGAUAGUAAUUAACAACUGUUAAAGCUCGCACAGCAUUAUUGGUUGCUUAAAACGUUAAUUGUGGGCCUAAACCCUUUUGUUUUCAACUGAGAGAAUGAAUGAAACAAGAGAUGAAAGAACUUAGCUUUGAGAAAAGUUUGUGGUAUCAGAUGCAAUUGUAACUUUUUGUGACAGCUCAACUAACUGAUAUGAGUGGAACUCUGUUUAUUAAACUUGCCAGUUUAGAUUGCCUUGUUGUAUUUAUUACCGAUUAUGUUCUCUGCUUUAAAAUUAUUAUUGGUGGGUGAGAGAACUUUGCCGUUACUACUUUAUUUUCCGUACUAAUCAAAGAAAAAGAUGGUUUCUAGUUUGGUUUCUUGUUUGGUAAUGAACUAGCUUACAGCCAUGUAUUGCUUAAAAAUAUAUACUGGAAAAUCUUGUGGUCCUAUUGCCAAGUGUGUUACAGUUCUGAAAUGUGGGAUGUGUUGUUCUUCCUAGUAUCAUAGCCUCAGUGACACUUUCUCAGUUAAAGGAUUAUUUUUCUGGAUGCUAAUGUUCUUGGCAGUCACAUGUAGCAAAUUGUUUUCACAACUCUGUGUAUAACUGGAUCUUAUAAAGAACAAAUAGAUUGGCAGAUUAUUGUAUAGUAAGGUGUUUGUUAUGAUGGGAGCCAGUUCUACUUGUGUUAGUGUUUGUUAGUCUUUUUUGUUUGUCAGCAGCAUUGUUGAGAAUGAGAGCAUAUGAAAAGUUAUUGAUAUACAGACAAAAGCUUCCCUUGUUUUAUAUCACUUUUGACCUCCACAAGCUCCAAAAGCUGACGCAGACACAAGACCAAACACACAUCCUCUUAUUUAUUAUAGUCUGUUGGUUCGAGUUGUACUUUCUCAGUUCUUCAGAGAGAGAGAGAGAGAGAGAGAGAGAGAGAGAUAUGGAGAGAAUGUCUACUUGUUUAUGUCUUGCGUUCCUGUUAUUCUCUUUUGUUGCAGAUGCAAUGUAUAUUCCAAGACGUUCUCACCAUCUUUUAUCUUGGAGACAAAACAGGAAGACCUCCAAGUCAAACACAGAGUUGCCCUCUCACUUUGCGACUCGUUACUUCCCUCAGAAUCUUGACCACUUCAGUUUCCAACCAGAGAGUUACCAAGUCUUCCACCAAAAGUACCUCAUAAACAGUCAUUUCUGGCGCAAAGGUGGCCCCAUCUUCGUCUACACAGGCAAUGAAGGUGAUAUAGAGUGGUUUGCUUCCAACACCGGUUUCAUGCUGGACAUUGCUCCAAAGUUCCAGGCUCUUCUAGUCUUCAUCGAACAUAGGUUCUAUGGAGAGUCAAAGCCGCACAAGCUGGCCAAUACAUUGGGAUUCUUGAACUCACAGCAAGCGUUGGCUGAUUACGCUCUCUUGAUAAGAAGCUUGAAGCAUAAUCUAACCUCUGAAGCAUCUCCUGUCAUAGUCUUCGGUGGCUCUUAUGGUGGAAUGCUUGCGGCGUGGUUCAGGCUAAAGUAUCCACAUAUAACAAUUGGCGCACUAGCAUCCUCUGCUCCGAUUCUGAACUUCGAUAAUAUUGUUCCAUCUUCAAGCUUCUACGACACCGUUUCUCAGGACUUCAAGAACGUGAGUGCUAACUGUUUUGAAGUCAUCAAGAGAAGCUGGGGAGAAAUGGAAGUAUUCUCCACCAUUAAAGAUGGUUUACAAGAACUCAGCAAAAUGUUCAGAACUUGCAAGACCCUACACUCUGUUGACUCAGCCUCUGGUUGGCUAGAGACAGCUUUUAUUGAAACAGCAAUGGUUAAUUAUCCAACACCUGCAAAUUUCAUGGCUCCACUGCCUGCUUAUCCAGUGGAACAGAUGUGCAAGAUCAUGGACGAGUUACCUCUAGACGCUAGCAAUCUAGAGCGUGCGUUUGCCGCUGCGAGUUUAUACUACAACUAUUCAGGUUCAGAGAGUUGCUUCGAUAUGGAAAACCAUACUGAUUCUCAUGGACUCAACGGUUGGGGGUGGCAGGCAUGCACAGAGAUGGUGAUGCCAAUGAGCUGCUCGAACCAUACCAUGUUUCGACCAUUUGAAAGUGAUGAUGAGAAAGCAAACCAAGAAUAUUGUCUGAGGGAAUACGGUGUCAAGCCUAGACCACACUGGAUCACCGCUGAGUUUGGCGGGCAGAGAAUAGAGAUGGUGUUGAAGAGAUUUGGUAGCAACAUUAUAUUCUCCAAUGGACUGCAGGAUCCAUGGAGCGGAGGAGGUGUCCUGAAGAACAUAUCGAGCAGUAUCAUUGCGCUUGUGACCAGAAAAGGAGCUCACCACACGGAUCUCAGAGCUGCUACAAAAGACGACCCUGAGUGGCUGAAACAACAGAGGAGGCAAGAAGUUGCUAUUAUAGAGAAAUGGAUCAGUGAGUAUUACAAUGAUCUGGAACAAGAAGAACAAGCUAAGUGAUAAGUUCAUUGUCUGACUACCAAAAAAAAAAGAGAGUUCAUUGUCUCAUUGUCACGUGUCUCUCUGAGUGUCUGUAAUGAGUAAAAACUAUUAUCCAAUAAUAACCUUCAUUUGGAUUUUGA
Messenger RNA from Brassica oleracea var. oleracea, 3287 nucleotides. RefSeq names its product lysosomal Pro-X carboxypeptidase-like. Gene Ontology annotation, molecular function: serine-type exopeptidase activity; dipeptidyl-peptidase activity. The record is from RefSeq and is a predicted model, not a curated record. The transcript has 9 exons. The coding region runs from base 1471 to 3165 and encodes 564 amino acids. Lineage: Eukaryota; Viridiplantae; Streptophyta; Magnoliopsida; Brassicales; Brassicaceae. Gene Ontology annotation, biological process: proteolysis.